Messenger RNA from Sparassis crispa, 2493 nucleotides. RefSeq lists its product as hypothetical. The coding region runs from base 1 to 2493 and encodes 830 amino acids. Lineage: Eukaryota; Fungi; Basidiomycota; Agaricomycetes; Polyporales; Sparassidaceae. The record is from RefSeq and is a predicted model, not a curated record. The transcript has 4 exons.
AUGAAGGCUGCAAUAUCAUGCGCAUCUACCUACAUGGAGCAUACCAUGGAUGUCACCUUCACACUCAAACCAUCUGUAUCUGUAUCAGCCUCGAUUGUGCUGGGUUCCUCAAAGCCAUACAUUUUUUCGGGUUCAAAUAGCGUGCUGCAGUGGAUCAAUCUUGUCAAUGGAACAUCAACAUUGUUACCUGGCCUCUCAACUGACCCUUUAGAAUCAUGGCCCAGCGAUGCAACUGGAGACCCCACUGCUGUCACCGAUCUUAUGAAUGUCAGUUAUCCCGCUUGGAUGUGGCUUCUCGCUCAUGCUACAAAUAUGACCUUGGAGGACUUCAGGGACGUGGACAGGUUGCAGAAUGCAACCACUUCCACCUUUGAAAACAUGUGGCCUGAUUUUGCACAGGCUAACCUCAUGGUUGACCCUGAUACCUCUGGAUCAUCUUCAACUACGGUUGAUGGCAUGGUGCACAGCAGUGAUCUGAAACUUAUCGCUCACCCCCUUAGUGUGCGUCUAGCCCAAGGUACUUUGUCCGCCCUCAUCUUCGUCGUCAUCGGCGUGUACAUUCUGUGGCCGCAGACAGUGCUACCACGAGAUCCUUCAUCUCUCGCUGCGCUGGCUACUCUGUUGGCUGCGAAGGAAGGCACGAUUGAUUUGGACAAGGUAGUGUCCGAUACGGAGGGAAAGUCAGUGAGUUCGAAUCGAUCCGAGAUGCAGCUUCGCUUCGAGGAAGGGCUCGCCACCGUCAAAUCAAGCGACUCUACGAUUACGCCACUUCGGCAACAGGGUGAUGGCACCUUGCCGAUGUGGAGACCACUCACUCUACAUCCCAUUACAGGUACCACCCUGGCUGUUCUCAUUGUGGGAACCAUCGUUGCGUUACAGUACACAUAUCGCUACAGCAUGUCACACCACGGCUUCGGCGAUUCCGACACCAAGUCAAGUGCCCUGCAAACCUUGCGAAAUUACGUCGCACUGAUUUACAUCUUCAUUCUCAUCAUCAUGCUAUCCUCGUAUCUGAGUGCCAUCCAGGUGCUUGAUUCUUAUAUUUCUCUGGCACGCUCGCCAAUGCGGGCACACAGCACGGUGAUGUAUGCGCCCGCGUCUUGUACACAAGUCGGUCUCGUGUGGCACGCCACUCAGCAUCACAGUAUAGUGGGACUCUUAUGUGCAGCCAUGCUCAUGACCCUCCCGUUUCUCAAGAUUGCAGUAGCCGGUCUGCUCAUCACUACCUCCACUCUCCAUCAGAGCCCAGUCGCACUUAAUUGGACUGGGACGUUCAACAACACCUACAACUUCGGGUCUUUCUUUGUUAUAAACGAGAAUGGCAGCGCAUUUCCUACGGGGUUUCAAAGUGGCUGCCCUGUUGGUCUUGUAGAUUGUCCGGUCCCUGGGUGGUCAACAAUUUUGUCCCAGAUACCACAAUUCGGACUGUUGCUCCCGGAUUGGGUGAUGGCAACCGAUGCUGUCGGCGUGGUCGACGUGGAUCCACUUGGGUGGCUGUUGGACAGCGUAAAUGUGACUGUCCCUUUGCCGAUGGUCAGCGCGCAACUUUUCAACUGCUCAGCGCUGGAGUCAUCGGAUUACAAUUACACAGUCGGGUUCCUUGAAGGAGUCAUAUUUCCGAAUGAGAAGCCUGGACUCAUCGUCCAAUUACCCCCAUCGCUUGAUCCUGUCACCUGUUCAAACGCAAAUGACUGGGCGUGUCCGUCUGGUGAGGUUCCGAACCAGGUGAUGUUAACUCUCCCGCAAAAGCCGGGGUACUUUGGGGAAGCCAAUGCGCUGUAUGGCGGAUACAUAUUCUACUAUGGGAAGACACAAGACAACAAUGCUAGCCAGAUCACGGAUCUCAUCAUCGUGGAAUGUGCUUACAACAUAACACAAUCAACAAAGCAAGUCACCAUAACCAAGUCCAACACAAGCACUGUACCGAUUCUCACCAUCGAUCAAUCCUCUGUGCGCGAUGCCGAAAUCGUCAUUGAUCAUGGUACGGACGACGGCAACCUGCCUUAUUUCAUUUUCCCAGUUUUUCCGCUUGCGACGAACGCCAGUCAGGCGUUCGACACUUUCAAUCAGAUCCUAACCCUACGAAAUAUAUCAGCACCACUUAGCGCGUUCCUGGACCCCUCCUACCUCAUACCUGCUGUGCAGGAGUUGUACACCGCAUUUUGGGCUAUUUAUGCCAACGUAUACAUGCGGUUGCCCGUGAAUCGCUCUGACGCCAGUCAUCCAGGCAAGUGUCCCUACGCGGGUCAUUCAAGCACUCCUCGGCGUGAUCCUCGCAUGCGCACUCAUGCGACAGCACUGAUAUGGAGCACAGGCAACGCGCUGCCUUUCUCUCCAACCUCUAUCGGUGCUCAGCUGCGGCUGAUCGUGAGCAGUAGGUUCUCGGAGCUCGAGGUGCUCGGUGAGGAUGUGGACAACAACGAGCUUGGGAAGACGCUGGACAGCUAUCGGUUUGCAUUAGGAUGGAGUAACGACAUUGACGGGGUGACAUGA